UCCAUGCUCCUUAUGCGUUAGAAACCCCUGCCAACUAGUCCUCUAGGCUUUAAAUAUUGUUUUGACAGAUUGCAUUUUCAUUCCGUCACAAAGAAAGCAUUCUCCAUAGUCAACGCACGAGCAGAUCUUCACCAGCUCAGUGAAAGCCAGAUACAUUGUUCCGUGCAAGAAUGAAGGCUUUGCAGACUACUUUUUUUUUGUUUGUGUUUGCACCUUUGGUAAAUUCAGCACCACCUAUACAGCAAGAAUCACUCCACUUUUAUGAGUAUGAUACAGAUGUUACCAUGGGAAGCCUGAUCCAACAAGAUUAUGAAAUGCAAUCCAAGGAUAUAAGAAAGGAUGGAACAAAUGUUUCUCUUGACACUGCCCUAAGCCUGCAAGGGGAUGACAGCGAACGCAAUGUACCACCAACAAAGGAUACAAAUUUACCUACUUGUCUGCUCUGUGUGUGUUUAAGCGGAUCAGUGUACUGCGAGGAAAUAGACAUCGAAGCUGUACCCCCACUGCCAAAGGAAACAGCCUAUCUUUAUGCACGAUUUAACAAAAUAAAAAGGAUAGCAGUCUCAGAUUUUGCUGAUAUUACUACCUUGAGACGAAUUGAUUUCAGUGGAAACAGGAUAGAAGAAAUAGAAGAUGGCGCCUUUUCAAAGCUUCUGUUAUUGGAAGAAUUGUCUCUUGCUGAAAAUAGACUUCUAAAACUUCCUGUUCUACCUCCCAAACUAACAACAUUUAAUGCAAACCAAAACAGAAUCAAGAGCAGAGGAAUCAAAGCAAAUGCUUUCAAGAGGCUGACAAAUUUGGCCUAUCUCUACUUAGGACAUAACGCACUGGAAUCUGUUCCCCUUAACUUACCAGAAAGUCUGCGUAUUCUUCACCUUCAGUACAACAAUAUUACUACAAUCACUGAUGACACAUUCUGCAAAUCUAAUAACACACGUUACAUCCGCACAAGUAUGGAUGAGAUAAGGAUGGAAGGCAAUCCGAUCCUCUUGGCAAAGCAUGUGAAUGCUUUUUCCUGCUUGAGAACACUGCCUGUAGGAACAUACUACUAGCUACUACUUAUGUAAUUAUACAUGCUAGAACUUAAACAUGGUAACAAAAGAUCAUUCUUUUUCCUGUUUACACAUUUAUAUCCUCUCCCUUACUAAUGCCAUUUCCCUGUAUACCCAGAAUCUUUUCUGUGUUGAAAUGUGGUUCUCCUCCAAAAUAACUACUUCAAAAUGUUCACUUUCUUUAGUAGUUACAAUGUCACCCAUGCUUUCAGAAUCUUUUCUGUUAAUGAAAGUGUAAAAAUACAUAUAUGCACACACAUAUCCUCUCAACUGUUUCACCACAUAUUCUUUAUGCACAGGUAUAAUCACACAAGUAACUGCUUGUUCGUAUUUUUUACCAGUACUCAGAACAAUCACUACAUUUUACUUUCAGAUUAGCAUGAAACAUUGAGCAAGCUACAGAGGAAAAACAAACCUUAAUUCCAAUUUCACUUUUUUAAUCUGAAAACAAACUUCUUCAGCUGACCUUCAAAAUUAUAUUGAAUGAAGUUGCACACAAAAGAAAGUUAUGUUUAGAAACAGAACUUCUCAAAGCUAAACUUCAUUAAAGCUUCCUUAAAAACUUGGUCUGUGGAAAAUGAGAGUAAUUCCUAUUUAGGCUCAGUGUACCAAGUAACAUAGCAAGUGGAACUUUUCUAAAGUGUUAAAUAUCCUUCUAGCUUUCAAAAUAAUUUAAGAGUGUGUGUGUAUAUAUAUAUUACAGAUGCAUUUUAUUAUUACACAAAGGUAUUUUUAAUUGAAAUAUAUAAUUUUUGCUCAGCUGUACUCAAAACAGUCAUUUUUGCAAGACCAGCUUCCGAUUUUUAAUACAAUGGUGAAAGUACAGCAUAGUAUGACUCCAAGUAUCUUCAUUAUUAACAGAUGAUGUAGAUCAAGCUUCAUUCCAGUGCUUUUUCUUGACAACGAAAUAUGACAAUUAACAGCAAAGCUGAAUUAAUGUGUUUACCCAUAAAUAAUUAAGAUUUCAGCUCGGUAUCAGUGCAAAGAAACAGAACUACUCUUGUACAACAACACUUCCGCUCAUUAGGGAAAAAUCAAAUCAGAUCUUUAAAUUAAAAAGUUAAUUCUAUUAUUAACCUAAAAAUAGCAUUAACUUCAAGCAUCAUUUCACUCAACUGCCUUAAACCACGCAGCAUAUUAAAACCACAAAUCAAUGUGUGCAGGCCUCAACAGUCAGUUCACCUAAAACUACACAUAACUAAUACAAGGCAUGAUGUUUUUAGUUACCUACCUACACAUUUCUGACAUUCAGUUUCAGUUUCUCCCCUCAAAUACCUACCACAGGUGUAAACUCUUCAGAUAAAUGAAUGCCAAAGGUGUGCUAGUUACUACUACCAGGUCAACUUUGUACUAAUUUUGAAACUAGUAUAGGUUCCUAAUUUGUAGAAAUAAUUAAGCAUCAAAUGCAUGAUAAUGUAUCACUACAUCUAGAAUACUGAUUUUACAAGAUAUUUUGUAUUAGUUUUAUCUUAUUUAGCUAAGCCUUGAUUUGUUAGUGCUUGUGCUAUGGGGAAUUAAGGGCACACUUCAUUCUGAACAUACUGAUGCUCUGCCACAGUGUGUUGAGACCUAAGUGAGUUUCAGUCACUUUUUAAGUAACUGUCAAGCAUCAACUGUGGGCUCAUCUUUCUGGAAAGAACAUGCAAUUAUAAAAUGCAGGACAAAAAUAUUUUUGUCCUGACUCCAUUACCCAAGACAGACAUAGCAAUACCUGAUAUUUUAAGUUAUUUGCUAUAAAAAGUAAGAAAUUCCAUUGUUUUCAUACAACUGAGAACAGAACCAAGUCUGACAGUGAGAAUAAUUCUUGGUUUUUAUUUUCCCAUGUCAGUCAUAAAAUUUUGAUGUUUCCAGAUUUUUACCAAAUGGUAAAAAAAAAAAAGCCCAAAGCAUUUAGAAGUACAUUCCCACUUCAAGCCAAAUUUAUACCAGGAAAAUAUAAAAAUCACCAAGUCUCCCAUUCCUCUUUUGAUAAAUGCCUAAGAUGGAGAAAACACAGCUAGAUGUGUAGUAAUGUUACAUAAGCAGUGGUCUCUGAUCUUAUUCUCAUCACAAAGUGUUAUGACUAAAUACAGCUCCUUCUAGUAUUAAUAGGAUCAGUAAAUAUCACCAAAACUCUUCCUAUGAAAGCAAUUGUAUGUGUAUACACAAAUAUAUGCACAUUUAUGUAAUAUAUACACACAUGUAAACAUUCUAAGACCUAACCACUACUACAUUAUUAAUUUUACAUUAAAAUGUUGUAUAUAUUUUUGAAAAAGUAUCAACAGUAACACUAAUUAAUGCUCUUAAUAUUUUGAUGAGCAAACCGAAGUAGACAACUGGUACCCUCUGAAUGCCUCAUGAAGGCAACAAAUUAUCUGAUAGGUUUUAAUUUACUUUCCCCAUUCAUAGCAAGUUAACUCAUCAAAACAUUAAGGGCUCCAGUAUGUGGGAUUUUUUGCCUUCUGUUUGUGUGAACAGUACUAAUAACAAGCUGAAUGUACACCAUUCUGGUUUUUUUUUCUGUCACUCAUUUCUGUUCUGUAUUUCCAAUAAAACUUGAAAAUUUU
Messenger RNA from Falco peregrinus (peregrine falcon), 3598 nucleotides. It is a transcript of the gene OGN, whose product is annotated as osteoglycin. The record is from RefSeq and is a predicted model, not a curated record. Lineage: Eukaryota; Metazoa; Chordata; Aves; Falconiformes; Falconidae. The transcript has 6 exons. Gene Ontology annotation, molecular function: protein binding. Bases 171 to 1052 code for a protein of 293 amino acids.